Messenger RNA from Aureobasidium melanogenum CBS 110374, 468 nucleotides. RefSeq lists its product as uncharacterized. Lineage: Eukaryota; Fungi; Ascomycota; Dothideomycetes; Dothideales; Saccotheciaceae. The transcript has a single exon. The record is from RefSeq and is a predicted model, not a curated record. The annotation marks the transcript as partial.
GGUGCCUUUGGCGGUGUUGCCAUCCACUCUGGCUCCAACAUUCAGUACGCUUCUGUCAACGCUAAUGGCGGCAAGUUCUGGCUCUUGAAGGACUCCAAGACCUACUGUCCUGAUGUCGUCGGCUCUGCAUGCCCCAACACCACCUCUACCCAAUUCGUUGGUGGUGACAACACGCUCAGCCUCGACACCAUCGUCCCUGGUGGCCAGCAGGUCUACGUUGCCGUUGACGGUACCUUGCGCUUCACUGCCCCUCACUCUGCCUCCACUGGCGCUGCUGGCUCCAUGGUUGAGGGCUUCAGUGUUGCCCAGAACGGUGAGCACAUCCAGUUCCAGGGUGACGACUGGCUUGCCUGCCCUGGUGAUGGUGACUACGCUAUCUACGCUGCUGCCAUUGCUAAGGAUGCUUCUGCUUGCACUGGAUUUGCUUUCAGAAUCGCCGACUCCAACACUCCUGCUGCUUGGGAGUAC